Uncinocarpus reesii 1704 is the source of this 1884-nucleotide messenger RNA. Its product is annotated as phosphoenolpyruvate carboxykinase. Bases 1 to 1884 code for a protein of 627 amino acids. Gene Ontology annotation, cellular component: cytosol. The record is from RefSeq and is a predicted model, not a curated record. Lineage: Eukaryota; Fungi; Ascomycota; Eurotiomycetes; Onygenales; Onygenaceae. Gene Ontology annotation, biological process: gluconeogenesis. The transcript is spliced from 7 exons. Gene Ontology annotation, molecular function: ATP binding; phosphoenolpyruvate carboxykinase (ATP) activity.
AUGGAUCCCGCUCCCGCCGCUUCUUCACCCUCCGCUUCAGCUCCUCGUGCUUCAGUUCAUAUACCCCCCAAUCACCCACUUCCUCUCGACUUCCUCACCUCUGAUUUUGCGAGACAGCAAGUUGCCAAACAACAACACUCAAACUACCAUUCCACAUCCCUCAGAACCAUGGUGUCAACCUCUGUCAAUCGCACUGCCCUGCACCCCACUGGUGUCCAACCAGGCAAGGGCCACACGGAGCUCGAAGAGGAGCUCUACGAAACCGCACACAUUGACUGUGAAAGAGUCGCAAUUAUUGCCAACCCAUCAGUCGCCGCCCUCUACGAAGAUGCUCUUGUCUAUGAGACCGGAACCGCCAUCACAUCUAGCGGAGCUUUAACCGCAUACUCCGGAGCCAAAACAGGAAGAUCACCUCUCGACAAGCGAAUUGUCAAGGAAAGCUCAUCAGAAAAUGAAAUCUGGUGGGGACCCGUCAACAAGCCCAUGACCCCAGAGGUCUGGAAAAUCAACAGAGAGCGAGCAGUCGACUAUCUCAACACGAGGAAUCGAAUCUACGUGAUCGACGGCUAUGCCGGCUGGGACGAGCGGUACCGCAUCAACGUCCGUGUCGUCUGUGCCCGUGCCUACCAUGCUCUCUUCAUGCGGAACAUGCUCAUCCGGCCCAAGAGGGAGGAGCUGGAGCAUUUCCACCCCGACUAUGUUAUCUACAACGCCGGAUCUUUCCCCGCCAAUAGAUGGACGGAGGGUAUGACAUCAGCCACUUCCGUGGCCAUUAACUUUGCCGAGAAGGAGAUGGUCAUCCUCGGCACAGAGUAUGCCGGCGAGAUGAAGAAGGGUGUCUUCACAGUCCUCUUCUACGAAAUGCCCAUUAAACACAACGUCCUCACCCUCCAUUCCUCCGCCAACCAAGGCCAAGACGGCGACGUCACCUUGUUCUUCGGUUUGUCCGGCACAGGAAAGACCACUCUCUCUGCUGAUCCUAAGCGUGCUUUGAUUGGAGACGACGAGCACUGCUGGAGUGAUCGUGGUGUCUUCAAUAUUGAGGGCGGAUGCUAUGCCAAGUGCAUUGGCCUCUCUGCGGAGAAGGAGCCAGAUAUCUUCAACGCUAUCAGGUUCGGAUCUGUGCUGGAGAAUGUUGUCUUCAACCCGGAGACUCGUGUGGUCGAUUAUGAUGAUGCAACGCUCACCGAAAACACCCGAUGCGCCUAUCCAAUCGAAUACAUCGACAAUGCCAAGAUCCCAUGCAUGGCGGGAGCAGCACCCGUCAAACAUCAUCCUCCUCACCUGCGAUGCUCGCGGUGUCCUCCCACCCAUCUCGAAGCUCACCAGCGAGCAAACCAUGUUCCACUUCAUCUCGGGUUACACCUCCCAAGAUGGCUGGCACUGAGGACGAUUGCUGAGCACAAGGCUAACGCUUGGUUGUUGAACACCGGCUGGGUCGGUGCUGCGCGUGUUACAACUGGUGGCAAGCGUUGCCCACUCAAGUAUACUCGUGCUAUCCUCGACGCCAUCCACUCCGGAGAGCUCGCCAAGGUCGAGUAUGAAACCUAUGAUACCUUCAACCUCCACAUUCCCAAGUCCUGCCCCAACGUUCCCAGCGAGUUAUUGAACCCCCAGCGAAGCUGGACCGGCUCUGCGAGCUUCAAGGACGAGGUCAACAAGCUUGGUGACUUGUUCAACCAGAACUUCAAGAAGUACAGCGAAGAAGCCACUCCAGAGGUCCUUGCUGCUGCUCCCAUCGUUGUCUCUGCCUCUGAGGCUACGUCAACGGCGGCUGUCGAGCCACCAGUCUCCGCCAAGGCAGCUCCAGCAUCAACUGUUGAUCCUACUCAACCCGUACAGGUCAACGGCGACCAUGUCCACGCCAACGGAUCUUCGAUUUGA